Chlorella variabilis is the source of this 2832-nucleotide messenger RNA. RefSeq lists its product as hypothetical. NCBI's taxonomy places the organism in Eukaryota, Viridiplantae, Chlorophyta, Trebouxiophyceae, Chlorellales, Chlorellaceae. Gene Ontology annotation, biological process: phragmoplast assembly; cytokinesis by cell plate formation; protein phosphorylation. The record is from RefSeq and is a predicted model, not a curated record. Gene Ontology annotation, molecular function: microtubule binding; protein kinase activity; ATP binding. Bases 1 to 2832 code for a protein of 943 amino acids. The transcript has 21 exons.
AUGAACAAUUACCACAUCCACGAGAUCAUCGGGCGGGGGCGGCAGAGCAAGGUGUACAAGGCGCGGCUGAAGCAGAGCCUGGAGUAUGUGGUGGUGAAGGCGUGCAGCAAGGACCUGAAGCCGCGGGUGCUGCAGGAGGUGGGUGCCGGCAGCGGCGGCGGCGGCGGCGGCGGCGGCAUGCGUGGGGCAGCCUCAGCGCCCACCCCUGUCCGGCCCGUGGUGGAGUCGCUGCAGAGCAGCAGCCUGGGGGUCAAGGUGCUGAACAGCCUGGCCCACCCCAACCUGCUGCGCUUCCACACGUGGUACGAGACCCAGAACCACCUGUGGGUGAUACUGGAGUACUGCGUGGGCGGCGACCUGCUGUCUCUGCUGCGCUCAGACGGCCGCCUGCCAGAGGCAUCAGUGCUGCGCCUGGGUCGCGACCUGUCGGCGGCGCUGCAGCACCUGCACACCCGCGGCAUCCUGCACUGCGACCUCAAGCCCUCCAACAUCCUGUUGGACGAGAACGGGCGGGUGCGGCUGGGGGGGCUGGGCAUCUCGCGGCGAUCCGAGGUGGUGCAGCGCCAGCUGGCCACGCUGCCCAACGGGCUUCGCGAGAUGCAGCAGGGCUCGCCUUACUACCUGGCCCCCGAGGCGGUACGCACCCCUGGCUUCUACACCACAGCCUCCGACCUGUGGGCCCUCGGUUGCAUCCUGUACGAGUGCGCCAGCGGGCGGCCGCCCUUUGCCGCCGCCACCACCCAGCAGCUGAACGCGCUCAUACUGGGCCACCACCCGCAGCUGCCCACGGGCCUCAGCCCGGAGCUGGAGGGCCUGAUCGAGCGGCUGCUGGACAAGGACCCGCUGUCCCGCUGCACGUGGCCAGAGCUGUGCGGUCACCCGUUCUGGGGUGCAUCGCCGCCGUCCCUGCAGCCCCUGCCCGACGAUCCCGUCCUCCUCAAGCUGCUGGAAGAGAGGGGCGGCGGCGGUGACCUUGGCGGCGGCGGCGGCGGCGGCCGCCGCGGCGCGCUGGCCGCCCGCCACCGCGCCAGCGGCAGCGGCAGCAGCCUGGGCGGGGAGGGCGAGUUUGCGGCAAACGGGGUCGGGACGGGCGGCGCCCAGGACACAGCGCACUCCAACGGCGGCAGCGGCGGCAGCGGCAGGCUGGGCAGCGCUUCUGGCAGCGCCAGCGCCAGCGCCAGCGCCAGCGGGGAGUACCGCGGCGGUGCCACCCAACCACCCAACCACACACCCCCACGGUAUCCCGAGGUACAGGUAUCCCUGCUGGACCUGGGAGGCAAGGACCCAGCCCUGCGCCUGCGCGCCGCCAACCUGCUGGGCCUGCUGGUGCGACACGCGUCCAGCGUCAACGCGGGGCUGGCGGAGGCAGGCGCGUGCCGGGCCCUGGCCGCCGCCGUGCGCCAGAUGGAGGACGCGGGACUGCAGCGGCGGGCCGCCGCCGCGCUGGGGGAGCUCCUCUUUUACGCAGACAGCCAGCACAGGGACGCGGCAGGGGGCUGCUCUGGCGCCUCUGGCGGCCCUGGGACGCCAGCCCAGGGUCUGCCCCCCUGGGACCUCACAACAGAUGCCGUGCAGCGGCUGGCGGGGCUGCUGCAGGCGGGGCAGGACGAGGUGGCGCAGCACUACGCCGCCAAGGCGCUGGAAAACGUGUUUGGGCUGGGUGGCCCCUGGGCACAGCAGCUGGCGAGCGCGGAGACGGCGGGGCGCCUGGCGCAGCUCGUGGACAGCAAGCUGCCAGAUGUACUGCGCGGUACCGCCGCCUCGGCCCUCUGCCGCCUGCUGCGCUGCCAGCCGGGCUGCCUGGCGUCGUUUGUGGAGGCGGGGGGAUUGGACCUGGUGGCUGCGGGCCUGGCCGACGGCAGCCCGCGCGUGCAGCAGGCGUGUGUGACCAUCCUGGCGCAGCUGCUUUGCUCGCGCCAGCUGGCGGCGGGCGUGGGGGAGCUGUGCCUGGGGGAUGAGGCUGUGCUGGAGGGGCUGAAUGGCCUGCUGGACAAUGCGGCCGAGAUGCUGCAAGCCAAGGCGCUGGUGGCGCUGGGCCUGCUGUGCCGCAGCCCCGCGGGCCUCGUCGCCGUCGUCUCCUGGCACGGCCUGCUGCCCCAGAUCGAGCGGCUGUGCUCUAAAGAGCGCCAGGGCUCCGCAGCAGGCAGCUCGGAGCAGUACAUGGCGGCCGCGGUGGCCGGCUUCCUGCAGCAGCUGUCGGGCAACGCGGUGCCGCUGCUGCGGCAGGCCGCGGCCGCGGCCCGCGCCGCGACCGCCAGCGCUGGCGCCGCCGGCGGCGGCGGCAGCGGCGGCGCCGGCAGCGGCGGCGGCGUGCUGCAGCCUCUGGAGGCCCUGCAGCAGCUGCUGUCGUCUGUGGCCUUCCGCCAGGUGGUGGUGUGCGACGGGCUCAUCACGGGUCUGGCAGACCUGCUGACCCGAGAGCUGAGCAGCAGCGGCAGCAGCGCCGCCUCCGCGCUGCAUCAGGAGCUCAAGGCGAGCGCGGCCAAGGCACCGGUCUCUCCCUCUGCCCACGGGUUGAACGCCAUCGACGCCAUCUGCUCCCACCCGGAGCUCCUGAUCGACCACUAUGCCACAGUGCUGAGCCACCUGCUGCCCGCCCUGUCCGCGGCAGUCGCCAGCCAGCGAGAGACGCCUGACACCCGCUUCUGCUGCCUCAAGCUGCUGUGUGACGUCUUUGUGAACGAGCCCCGCCUCUACAUCAGCGCAACCGAGUCGGAGCACACCACCGCAGACUCGGGGAUUGCCAACCAGCUGAUCGACGCCGCGGUGGCGCAGUAUGUGCUGCCGCUCAUGCCCGCUCUGUUUGCCGACGAGGACCCCAUGCCCCUGUGA